This is a messenger RNA of Manis javanica (Malayan pangolin), 1330 nucleotides long. The record is from RefSeq and is a predicted model, not a curated record. NCBI's taxonomy places the organism in Eukaryota, Metazoa, Chordata, Mammalia, Pholidota, Manidae.
AUGGGGCAGCAGGAAGCCCCAGACCUCUUCCAGUGGCUCUGUUCAGAUGCCCUGAAGCUCUGCUGCCCCUCAGGCACCUUCGGGCCUUCCUGCCUUCCCUGUCCUGGGGGUGCAGAGAAGCCCUGUAGUGGCUACGGGCGGUGUGAAGGCGAAGGGACUCGAGGGGGCAGUGGGCAUUGUGACUGCCAAGCCGGCUAUGGGGGUGAGGCCUGUGGCCAGUGCGGCCUGGGCUACUUUGAGGCGGAGCGCAACGCCAGCCAUCUGGUAUGUUCGGCUUGUUUUGGCCCCUGUGCCCGCUGCUCAGGACCUGAGGAAUCGAACUGUUUACAGUGCAAGAAGGGCUGGGCUCUGCACCACCUCAAGUGUGUAGACAUUGACGAGUGUGGCACAGAGCGAGCCAACUGUGGAGCUAACCAGUUCUGCGUGAACACGGAGGGCUCCUACGAGUGCCGAGACUGUGCCAAGGCCUGCCUGGGCUGCAUGGGGGCAGGGCCAGGCCGCUGUAAGAAGUGUAGCCUUGGCUACCAGCAGGUGGGCUCCAAGUGUCUCGAUGUGGAUGAGUGUGACACAGAGGUGUGUCCAGGAGAGAACGAGAAGUGUGAGAACACCGAGGGCAGUUAUCACUGCAUCUGCGCCGAAGGCUACAAGCAGAUCGAGGGCAUCUGUGUGAAGGAGCAGAUCCCAGAGUCAGCGGGCUUCUUCUCGGAGAUGACAGAGGACGAGCUGGUGGUGCUGCAGCAGAUGUUCUUCGGCGUCAUCAUCUGCGCGCUGGCCACACUGGCCGCCAAGGGCGACUUGGUCUUCACUGCCAUCUUCAUUGGGGCUGUCGCAGCCAUGACUGGCUAUUGGUUGUCAGAGCGCAGCGACCGUGUGCUGGAGGGCUUCAUCAAGGGCAGAUAAUCCCUGCCACACUGGCAGGAUCUCCACCCAGGCUGCCCCCAGAGGUCGGACCUUUCUCCUGCCUGGACUUGUGAAGCAGCUUGCUUUGUUUGGUGAGAGUGGGGUAAGCAGCCACACUCCCCAAGUCUGGGCGGUUAGGCUCCUGGGGUGAAAAGGUAGCCCUUAAGGUGGAUGCCAUGAGAUGGCCUGGGAGACUGCACAGGCUUCACAAUGUGUGUGAAUUUUUAAGACAAGUGUCUCCUCGUGGUGGCUGCUAGUGAGCUUUGGCCCCUGCCCAGGAUGGGGGGGUGUUGUCUCUGCAGGGGUGGCCCAUCACAGUCCACUCCUGCCAGCUGCAUGCUGCCAGCUCCUGUUCAAUACUCACUCCUGCCCCUCAGCCACUGAUUUAUUUAUUUAUCUCAGGAAAUAAAGAAAGGUCUUGGAAAAUAGA